Messenger RNA from Platichthys flesus (European flounder), 3698 nucleotides. RefSeq names its product interferon-induced, double-stranded RNA-activated protein kinase-like. Bases 93 to 1730 code for a protein of 545 amino acids. The transcript is spliced from 14 exons. Lineage: Eukaryota; Metazoa; Chordata; Actinopteri; Pleuronectiformes; Pleuronectidae. Gene Ontology annotation, biological process: protein phosphorylation. Gene Ontology annotation, molecular function: protein kinase activity; ATP binding. The record is from RefSeq and is a predicted model, not a curated record.
GAGAAGAACACCGAGAGAAACCUUGACGUUUGUUGUUUGUUUGCUGUUUUUUUAACAGAAUUUAAGAUUGAAUCUUGACCGCUGCGCCGAUAAUGGCCACUAGAAACUACCUAGCUGAGCUAAACGAUUACGAACUAAGAACAGGCUCCAAGGUGAGUUUUGAAGAGUCGAGCCCCGUGGGACCCGACCAUGACAAGACAUUCACCCAGUGGGUAGUCUGCAAAGGUGAGGUGUAUCCCAAAGGUGUGGGCAAGAGCAAGAAGGAAGCCAAGCGUAAUGCUGCUGAACAUGCCUUGAGACGCUUGUUGGAGAAUGAACCUGCCAGCAAUGUGGGAAAUUGCCAGAGUCUGAAUGACAACAGCGUUGGAAGGACAAAUUUCAAAGGAAUUCUCAACCACUACUGUCAGAAAAAAAGCCUCGUCCCUAAUUACCUCCCAGUGAAAAGAAGCGGUCUACCACAUUGUCCCCAAUUCACCUACAAAGUAGUAAUCGAAGAGAAGGAGUACCCUGAGGGGGAGGGUAAUACUAUCAUGCAAGCCCAACAAAAUGCUGCUCAGCAGGCCUGGUCUGCUCUUCAAGAGCAGUCCGACUGGGACAGCAAGGUUUCCUUGAGGUCUACUGUGUACGAAGAUGAUGAUCCCCCUCUCAUGUCCUCCACUUCAACAUCGACCUUGACAGCAACUUCACUGGACCCCACAAAGUCGUCAUCACAAAGCGAACCAAUGAGUACGAGUGACUCCAUAGUAUUCAUGGACUCAUCAAACCAUCACAAUGAUCAGGUUGCUGUGGAAAAAAAGGGUAGGGCCGAUAGUGUGAGUAACACACCAACCAGUUCCAGAUUUACAUCAGAGUUUGAUUCCAUAAAGUUUCUUGGGGGAGGAGGCUAUGGUCAGGUGUACGAAGCAAGAGAAAUACUGGUGAACAAGAAGUAUGCUGUCAAGAUUGUCCGUGGUGAAGAAAAAGCUCUGCGAGAGGUGAGGGCAUUAUCAGAGCUUUUUCACAACAACAUUGUGCGAUACUACACUUGUUGGAUGGAGGAUACAGGUUACAUGCAGGACAGCUCAGCAGGCAGUAGCUCUUCUCAGUCAAGUGGUAAUUCAUCGGUUAAGUCCCUCUACAUUAAGAUGGAGUUGUGUGACACCAAAACACUUAGACUCUGGAUCGAUGAGAAGAAUGCAAAAACUCUGCAAGAUACCAACAGACGACAGGAGAGUCUAACCAUCGCUCAACAAAUAGUCAGUGGAGUCGAGUACAUUCACUCCCAAGUACUCAUCCACAGGGAUCUGAAGCCUGCCAACAUCCUGCUUAGACAGGAUGGACAAGUGAAGAUUGGAGACUUUGGUCUGGUCACUGUUGAUGAUGUCGAUGAUAAAAACCCAAUGGAGAGAACUAACGAAACAGGAACUCCUUCUUACAUGGCUCCAGAACAACUUGAGAACAUCUAUGACCGGAAGGUGGACAUAUUCGCCUUUGGGCUGAUAUACCUUGAGCUCCUCUGGAAAGUCUCUUCUGGCCAUGAAAGGGGGAAGGUUUUAAGAGAUGCCAGAAAUCAGAAGUUCCCCAGAGAGUAUCAACUUACUUUUCCUCAAGAGGAACAAAUAAUAAGGUCAAUGCUCUGUAAGGAGCCAAAACAACGACCUGAAGCAAUGGCUCUGAAGGCAGAGCUGGAAAAGUUGGCCCACACUCUCAACCCUGAAAAAACUGAACAUCAGAAAAAUGUUACAGUCUGAAAGUGACACACGCAGGAGGUUAUAAACAUCUGUCUCCUCUGAUUGUACAUUUAGAUGUUUUAUGAUUUUGUGAUGGCUUUUAUUGUGCUUUAACCUGAGAUCUGUAGCCCACAAACAACUCAUACUUAACUAGACACACACACACACACACACACACACACACACACACACACACACACACACACACACACACACACACACACACAACAGACCGGUUGAAUGCAGUUAUUGAAAGUCACUUUUGUUGAAAGCAUCAGCUAAAUGAAAUGUAAUGUAAUGAAAUCUCACACAGGUAUGACAAUGGGUGGCAGUUUUGGAUGUUUCGUGGGGCUUGUCGUACAAACAGUAGCAUGAAUGAAAUAUAAAAUCAAUUUUAUCACGAUCCCCGGAAAAUUAUCAUUUGACACCAAUUGGGGGUGGGAUCUCCAGGUUGAUUACAAGUGCGCUAAAUAUCAUCAAAGGGAAUGACUUUUGGGGCCCCCCCCAUACUGCUCAGAACCUGGGUGUGACACUUGAAAGUCAACUCUCCGCGCAGGCCAGCGCAUGCUUCUGCGUUUUCACGGCCCCGCAAGAGCAAGAGCCCUUCCGGGGCCCUUACGUGCUUAUGUAUCUCUUCUUACGUGCUUACGUGCGUCGCCCCAUUUUUCUAACUAGACUAGACUAUUUGAUUGGUCUGCUAACUACAUCCUUUCCAGAGUCUUAUUUCCGGUUUCAUGCCACAUAAUAACCGCAGAAACAACGGAAGAUUUAGAAGAACCAAUAUGGACCAAAUAGAAGAGCGUUUGGCAGAAGAGAUCCGAAAGUAUGAUCACUUGGUUAACCCGUCACUGACUGGCGGAUUUGUGCGCCAGAAAAAGGCUACGAGGAGCCGCAGUGGCUAUGUAAAUAAACAAUCAACGAAGAAGAAAGAAGGCGUCACUAAGGUCGUCUUCGAAAAAAAACAUUACUCCGCCUAGUCUUCUGGCGGCGAAUUGCUUUAUAAGACGCGCAGCGCUUGGGGAAGCUUGGGGAAGCAUGAAUGACAAAGAGUCCUGCAACACAGCUGCGUGAAAAGCCGCCGACGCAGUUGCAGAAGCAUGCGCCGGCCUUUAGCGCCAACAUUUCUGCAGCAACACGUUCUUGUUGAUUCAUGCUGCACAACAUCAGGAGAAUACGUCCACUUCUCACUCAGAAGGCAGCACAGGUUCUGGUCCAGGCUCUUGUCAUCUUACGCCUAGACUAUUGUAACUCUCUCCUGGCAGGUCUACCUGCUAGCACCAUCUGACCUCUGCAGCUCAUCCAGAAUGCAGCAGCUCGCCUGGUCUUUAACCUAAAUUCACUCACACUACGCCACUCCUCCACUCCCUUCACUGGUUACCAGUGGCUACCCGUAUCCGUUUCAAAACAUUAGUAUUUGUGUACCGUGCAGCGAACAGAUCGGGUCCAGUCUACAUCCAGGACAUGGUCAUACGUUACACCCCAGCCCAUUCACUUCGCUCUGCAUCUGCCAAUCGGCUUGUUGCUCCCUCACUGCGAGCUAAACACUCAACAAAAUCACGACUCUUUGCUGUCCUGGCUCCUGAAUGGUGGAAUGAGCUCCCCAGUUACAUCAAGACAGCAGAAGGUCUAUACAUCUUCCGCAGCUAACUAAAAGCAGACCUCUUCUGACUAUACCUUCAAUAAAAGUUUAAACUAACAAUUUAGUAGCACUUAGAUGGUACUUACUUAUGGCACUUUGUAGUUUGGCUUUCUUGAAGAAAAAGAACUUCUUGAUUCUUGUUGUUACGGGUUUGUACCCUCAUGGUUGAAUUCACUUAUUGUAAAUCGCUUUGGUGGAAGCGUCAGCUAAAUGAAAUGUAAUGUCAUGUAAUCAAGAGAUAUUUUAUGAUGAGAUAUAUUAAUGAUGGAAAUGUCUUUUCUGUUAUGUAUAAGUGUUUUAAAUCAUUCCAGCCAUUGCAUUGUAUUGCUUAUCAUAAGGGGGAAAUAAAA